GAUGGUAGAGCUGCAGCAAAACAGAGAUAAAUUUGCCAGUGAAUGGAAUUGGGAUGAUUUAAGGCGCACGUUGAAUCACGCUCGCGUAGAAUUUUAGUCAGUGUUUAUUUUAUUUUUUUCUAAAAAACCUAUUGUACGUGAAGUGCAAUUGCGGUUAUAUAAAAUUGCUGGACUGCAACUGCAUAUUUACAAAAGAGGACUCUUGUGCUGAGCCAUGGGUCAGAUCGUGGGCUCCAUGCAUAAAAAUGUUGCGGAGGCGUUUGGCCACCGACUGAAAAGGAAACGCAGCACUGACUCCUCGCAGGGCAACGAUGAACAGGCCCAGCAGGACACCACGCAACCUAAGAAAUUGAAGCUUCUAACCACUACACAGUACAUAUACAAGGCGCUCUUCAAGGAAGAAAAGAACUCAGAUGUGGCAGUUAUGGCUCUCGAUAAAGUGUGGCACCUGCACAAGGUUUAUCUGAGCCAGAGUCCAUACUUCUACACCAUGUUUAAUGGAUCAUGGCGGGAGGCACAGCAGAACUUUAUUCAGAUUGCAAUCCUCGAUGAACGGAUUACCGUGGCCAGCCUGGAUGCUGUAUUUGGAUCCAUGUACUCUGAUGAGAUUGAGAUUGAGCCAACGGAUGUGAUCUCAGUCUUGGCCACGGCCACUCUGUUCCACUUGGACGGGAUCAUCGAAAAGUGUGCCGAAGUAAUGGUGGCCAACAUCAGUCCAGAGACAGCCAUCCAGUACUACGAGGCGGCAUGCCAGUAUGGUGUUGUGGGUGUAAAGAAGUGCACCUUCCAGUGGUUUCAAAUCAACCUGCUAAGCAUUUAUAGUAAACAGCCUAACCUCCUGAGGCACAUAUCCAUUGAGCUUAUGAGUGCCCUAACCGCCAGCGCUGAUUUGUAUGUAAUGCAGACAGAAUUUUCACUGUACACAUUGCUGCGAACAUGGAUGUUCUUGCGACUGCAUCCCGACCACGAUCCAGAAGACCCAGAGCAGCGUGCGGAGGCCGCUAAGGCGCAGGAGCGAUUGGUUAAUGCCGGAGUUGAUACACACGCUCCCAGCGGAGAUGUCGUCCAGUGGACGUACUUCACCAGUCGUAUGGAGGAGCGAUCUUUCCUUGCUACGCCUGAGGGGCAACCGUAUGUAAGGGUCUUCCAGAGGCUACGAACCCAGUACCUGACUAACCACUACAUGGAUCUGAAGAUCAUCUACAAUGACAACAUUAUACCCAAGGAGUGGCUCUAUCGGCAUAUUCACAACCACUGGGAUGCCCUUCUGCGAAUUGAUCAUGGGCAGGAGGAUUGUAGUCCGCAGCAGCUGGACGACGAGCAGUUCUUUGAAAGCUGCAUGCGUUGCGGUCGUAUGUUACUUGAGCCUGGCUACCAAAAGUGGCGCUGGACGGGCUUUAACUAUGGCAUGGAUCUCAUUUUGAUCAUGGACUCGCGCAGACUGAAUAUUCGUCGACACCAUCGGCACGAGCACGAGAGGGUGCUCAGCCUGCAGACGAAGCGCAAGUUUAUGGUCCGCACCACGGUGACGUCGAUAAACGCCCAGCGCCAGCCAAUCUUCACCCAGUCGUCCGAAAUCUGUUCACUUAGCCUCGAGAAGAACGAAGAGGUACCCCUGAUGGUGCUAGACCCCAAGCUGGUACAUCCACUGCUUAUCUCUAUUAACAUGCUGGUGGUAAUGCCGCCGAAUCAGAGUUUCAAGGAGAUUGUGCCGUUCAGUGAGGACGCGACAACGUCGCUGUCCAUACCCAUUUCUGAGAUCGGAGCAGAUAGCGAGCGACCGCUAACUCCGGCCAGUGCCGACGACUCUGCCGUCUUUAUUGGCGACUCGGAGCCCUCAACGCCAUCCUCCCCAGCUCCACGGCCAAGAAUUGCUUGGUCGGCAACCGAGACGGAUGGUAUCUACGGCCAACUGGCGUGCUGAGCACGAUCAUCAGAAUAGUCCACCAAAAACAGAACCAGUACCACCACUACCACCAUUUUUUGUUCAUACCCGCUGCGGCCGGGGCUCGUUGUAGUUGUAAUUGUAAAAUCGUUUUUCGCCAUCGCGAUUAGCUACCGCUGAUCAUUCUGAUAUAGACGUUUGUACAUUAAACUUAGGCAUAUCCGCUAUCGUUUGUGGUACGCGUAGAUCUAUAUUUUUGUAUAUCGUUUACAUCAUUAGUAUCUUGUAAUAACGCUUAACGUCAUCUACUUGUUAAAAGUAGACGCACGCUACUUGUGCACUCGCACAAUGAAGAUGUUGCACAUAGUUCGUAAAUUAAGAAUUUUAAGAUUGAUUGUUAUGUUUAAGUAACAAGAAUCGCGGCAAAGAAACUAUCAUUUAAGCGUGUUCGAAUCCUGCAAGUUCAACGCAUAUGAUUACUGUCCCUAACACAUUUUUACUCGCUUCAUGUACGCACAGUAACUAUUAACUUGAGUGAUCAUUUAUUAAAAAUUACAAAUAACUCAAAA
Molecule: messenger RNA, 2454 nt
Organism: Drosophila eugracilis
Lineage: Eukaryota; Metazoa; Arthropoda; Insecta; Diptera; Drosophilidae
Product: protein germ cell-less
Exons: 4
Coding region: 215-1924 (569 amino acids)
Biological process (GO): germ cell development
Molecular function (GO): protein binding
Source: RefSeq, a predicted model, not a curated record